GUGCGACGGGAGUGCGGCGCCCCCACGCACUACGAAUCCACUUCUGCUAAGGAGAACCACACCCAGGAGACGCCAGCCGAGGAGGAGCACAGCGUGGAGGAGCGGGCCACCAGCAGCGUGCUCGACGCCGCCAGCGCGACCCUGCGAGCGGUGGAGGCGGCCCGCGAGUGGUGGGCUGGCGUCGCCGACAACCACUGCAAGGACCUCCCCGCUAAAGACGACCACUGCUGGAACGGCGUGCGAGUAGCUCCGUACACCAAGAUGACAGCGGGCGUGGGCGUGAGUGCUCAGAAGUACAACUCGGAGGUCCGCGUGGGGCGCCCCGACACCAGCGUCUACGCGUUCGCCGACAGACUGCGAGGAGUUAGAAGGCUCGUGCUCUCCUACCUGACGUGGCUCCCGAAGGCCGACUCCCAGAAGCGCCGCCCCUACUACGACGGCUCCGGCUCCGGCGGCUACGGCAGGGAGUGGAACCAACCCGGAGGCCCUUCUGACGACGAGGACGAAGGGGACUACUUCGGCUCCGGAAUCGGCUCCGGGGACAUGGUCUUCAUCACUCCAGUCACGAAAACAGAAGCAACGGAUCAGACUCAAGGUGCCUCGACCGCCCAGCCCUUGAGCUAUUUCACCGUCAGCGUCUUCGCCAUGGUCGCCUCGCUCCGCUUCCUCUGGGCCUAGAGCAGCUCCUUCUCUCAACGCUCCACUGAUACCUCAGAUGCUCCCAAAUCAGAAUUUAAAAAAAAAGGAAAAGAAAACA
Messenger RNA from Penaeus monodon (black tiger shrimp), 757 nucleotides. RefSeq names its product glypican-5-like. Gene Ontology annotation, biological process: positive regulation of canonical Wnt signaling pathway; cell migration; regulation of protein localization to membrane. NCBI's taxonomy places the organism in Eukaryota, Metazoa, Arthropoda, Malacostraca, Decapoda, Penaeidae. The record is from RefSeq and is a predicted model, not a curated record. Gene Ontology annotation, cellular component: plasma membrane; extracellular region; cell surface.